CUGCUCAAGAGCCAGGAUAAUUGCUCGAAACCUGUUAAAAAGAAACGGCUCUGCAGGCGUGGAGGGAUAUUAGCCGUGGGACACUUUCUAAACUUUUGUACCUAUCAACAUGUUAAGGUCGCCACUAGGUACAACACUAUAUUAGAUGUUGUGUUAGCUACCCCUACCUCUCUUGUUGAUAGUAUUAGAGUCUUGGAACCUUUUUGUAAAAUUGAUCACAAUAUCAUUCAUGCUUCAUUAAAAUUAGACCGUUAUUCACCUCCCUCGAGAUUUUCUAGAAGUUACCGUCACUGUAAUUAUGAAAUCUUUAACUCUAUCCUCGCAGAAAUAAACUUUAAUUUUCUUAAUAGCAACAUUUUAUAUCUAAUAGACCAAUAUAUCUCUUUAAGAAAAACGAACCCACUUAGGUCGAUUCCCACUUUUCAAAAAUCCUUUAAGAAAAUUGUCAAGAAGCUUUAUAAUAAAUAUCAAUUAACCAAAUUGCCAAAUGACCUCUCUGCAUAUAAAGAAAGCUUAAAAAGUUUCCGUAGCGCCAUUCAUAAUUACUUUUUAAAUAAAGAAGAACAACUUUUAAAUAUUGAUAGAAAUUCUUUCUGGACCUAUAUCAAAAGAAAAUUUUCAAAUCCAUGUAAACAAUUAAUUCUGCAACAUAAUGAUAAUGUGAUCACCUCUGAUAUUGAUAUUGCAAAUGUAUUUAAUCAGCAUUUUUCUAGUGUGUUUACUAAGGAUAAUACUCAUAUUUCCUGUUUUAACAUUGAAAUAACACUACUGGAUGUUUGUGAUGCCUUAAAUAGACUUAAUCUUCCCCUAUUUUUAAUUUAUAAAGAUAUUAUGAAGUCUGGCCUUAAUCCCAAAAUUUGGAAAUUGUCCCAUAUAGUUCCCAUUCAUAAAAAAGGAAGCACCUAUGACGCUUCUAAUUACAGACCUAUUAGCUUAACAUGUGUUGGUAGCAAGGUACUUGAAAGGUUGAUUUGCAACAAAUUGCUUAUUUAUCUUGAUCAUGGCUUUUGUACAAAAAAAUCUACUUCUUCACAAAUAUUGGCAAAUCUCUCUGAUUGGUCAGCAUCAAUUGACAAUGGAAAAAUAGUAUCAGUUGUGUAUCUAGAUUUGGCUAAGGCUUUUGAUACUGUUUCCCAUAGCAAAUUAUUGGUCACUCUUAAUAGUUAUGGCAUAACAGGGGACCUCUAUAACUGGGUUUCAGAUUACAUAAAAGAUCGUUACCAGGCUGUAUAUGUUAACAACACUCUUUCUGACAUGAUACCUGCUAAAUCAAUCGUUCCCCAAGGCAAUUGUAUUGCGCCAUUGCUAUUUCUAUUAUAUAUAAAUGAUAUCACCACAGUGGUAAUAAAUUCUACUAUUUAUCUUUAUGCUAAUGAUUGUAAAAUUUAUUAUUCUCAUGGUAGAACGGAUAGCCUAUCUCCACUGCAGGAGGACCUCAACAGAAUAGCUGACUGGCUAUACGACAGGCAAAUUACCCUUUCCUUUCAAAAAUGUAGCGUUCUUCACAUCAACUCUAAAAGAUUCGAUCUUCCUAACCUUUUUAUAAAUGGUAAUUUAAUCAAUAGAGUCUCACACAUCUCCGAUCUUGGAAUAAUCAUGGAUGAAAAUCUCGAUUUCGAUCUUCAGAUCUGUAGAACCAUAGUAAAGAAAUCCUCAAGGAUACUAAAUUUUAUUUUUCGUUCGUUUAGAACAAAACUGAAAGUUUUCUUAUCAAAUUAUACAAAACAUUCGUUCGGUCUCUUCUUGAUUACAGUACUCCCCUAG
Messenger RNA from Dracunculus medinensis (Guinea worm), 1764 nucleotides. The record is from the annotation of a GenBank genome assembly. Lineage: Eukaryota; Metazoa; Nematoda; Chromadorea; Rhabditida; Dracunculidae.